AUAGUGUUGAUAGGAAUCACUUCCUUUGUCGAAGUUCAUCCGCCACAAAAAAUUUGCACAGCGUUCAGUCUUUUUGGAAAGAAAGGGAGUACAGGUGGGCUGGCGAUCCAGUACAUCGUAUAUUAGAUGAUAGACAGCAAAUGCAUUAGAAUCACUAAAGAAUAUUUAUAGCGAAUUGUUUAAAACAAUUUAAGCGCUCCCUCAAAGCGUUUGUGCUUUAGGAGGGUGGCUCUGGGCAGGUGUGGCGGGGCUGAGGGGCUGCUGCUUCGGUCCAGGUGGGAGGUGGUCGGAGAUGCAGGAGAGAGGGCGGUCACCUGGAUAAGGAGGAUGGGAGGAUGGGGAAGCCCCUUCCCAGGGACUGGCAGCACGGGGACAGCAGGGCGUGCCCCCAAGCUCGCUUUUAGGGGUGACCCCCCUUCCGGUCUGCCCUGGCCGGAUGAUCUUCCCCUCUGUAUGCCUCAUCUGGGAAAUGAGGGUAGCUCCCUUCCACACAGGGGCAGCGGGAGCGGGGUGCGGGGAAGCCCUGGUUGCCAGGUUGGGGGACUGUUUGGACAAGGAAAACCCAUGAGGUGUAGCAGGACUGUCACGGGGCUGCCGGGACCCCAGCGCUGCCUCCUCCUUGGCGGCCCCUCCCUGGCCAGGCCCUCCUGGAGAAGGGGUGGGGUGUCCCAGCUCUUCAGGCAGCUGCAGUUAAUUGUUCUGUUCAGACCCCUCCCUGGCGAUGCCAAAUCCUUGGGGCCAGCAGAUUCUGCCCCCAAACCUGUCCAACCAGUUGUUUGGGAGAAGGGGGCACCUGGGAGGGGCGGCAGGAGGUGCCAGAAGCAGUCUCCCCAAGCCCAGCACAGACAGUGGAGCCUCUGGGGCUGUGGAUGCUGCAGACAGACCCUCAGACAGACAGACAAUUGGACAUUUUGCCUGGCCAUGGGGCUCAGUAGGGGACAGUCUCUGCUGCUGAUGCCACCGUUGCUGCUGCUGACCUGCCUCCAGCUGGGCACGGGCCUGGAGCGCAUCAACUAUGUGCCCCAGCUCUCGAGCGCCACCCUGGCAGGGAGACUCACCCAGUCCACCCUCACACUGGACCAGCCAAGGGGCCAGUUCAGUCACCUCAACAUCUCUGACUUUGAUGCCAUCUGGCUGGUGGUGGCCCACAGCAACGCCACCCAGAACUUCACUGCCCCACAGAGGAUGGAGGACACCCCAGUCCCCGCCGACCUCCCCCAGAGGGGCUACUAUCUCACACUGAGGGCCAACCGGGCACUCUACCCAGGCGGCCCACCCAGCCACCAGCUCCAGGUCCUCCGUGUUGGCAACGAUACCCGCUGCUCCCCGAGGACAAGGUGCUGCAACCACCCGCUGCCCGGCCCGGGCCCCUACCGAGUGAAGUUCCUGGUGAUGAGUGACCGGGGGCCCGUGGCUGAGACAGAGUGGUCCAGUGAGACCCGCCUGCAGCAAGCCGAGGCACUCCUGGUGGCUCCUGGGUCCCAGAGUGCGGGCGCCGUGGUCAUCAUUGCCAUCCUGUCGGUCCUGCUGGCCGUCCUCCUCACCGCCCUCCUCGCCCUGCUCAUUUACACUUGGAUGCUGGUGCCUCCACGGACCCCUCCUAACCAGAGCCGGGAGGGCAGGGGGUCUGUGUGGUGUGGUCCAUGUGCCAGCCUCCUGGGCCCAGAGCAGGACUGAGAAAGGCCGAGAAUGGACUUGGUGCUAUGAUCUGUCUUUCACUCACGGCACUUCAGACACCACAGGUGUGGGCUCUUUUCCUACCAACCAAUCCUCCAGCGCUCUGGCCACCAGCUGCGUCUCCACCAUUGAUUUCAGUUCUGACCUAACUCCCUGGAGUCGGUGCACAGCCUGUGGGUAAAGGACUCAGCCCGCAAGACCGCCCCCGCCUCAUGCCAGCAGCCAGCCCGGGGCACCCACACCUCUGUUCAACGUGCUUACGAAUGGGGGUUCCCGUCCCCUCCUCCCCAGAUGCUACGCUUUGCGAGAGCAGCUCCCAGAGCUCGGCAAGCACUUCGCUUACUGUUACUGGAUUCAGAUACGGGCCGCAGCUCGGGAAGAGCAGAGGAGAGGCACAGGGCGAGGGCUGGGGAGGGGGUGCCGAGUUUCACGCCCUCUCUGGGUGCGCCACCCGCCCAGCCGCUCUGUGGGAAGUUCUCCCAACCCCGUGGCCUUGCCAGAGGUUCUGUCCCAGAGGCAGGACUGAUGGAAUCCCAGGCCAUUGAUGACGGAACUCAAUCUCCAGCCCCAGGGCCCUCCCUGGAGAUUGCUCGUGGGGUGGGGGGUCACACUGGAAGUUCCAGCCUUUUAGUCAAAUGGUUGGUUCUAGCCAAAAGCUAUUGAGGGGGGCAUCAGGAGUGACCUCGUGAUCAUAAACACCUAUGGUGGAAAUGGGCGCCUUAUGGAAAACAAAAGAUGAUCCUCUCACCCCGGGACUCAGAAAACCCCAAGGGUUUUAAGGGCUCUGUGCCAGGAGCUGGGACGAAGACUAAACAUGUCUCUUUCUCUUUCUUUCUCUCUUUCUUUCCCUUUUUCAGCCACACCCAUGGCACAUGGAAGUUCCUGGGCCACAGAUUGAAUCCAAUCCUAUGCCCCAGCUACGACAAAGCUGAUCCUUAACCCACUGUGCCACAGUGGGAACUCCUGUAUUUCUAAUUAUAUCACAUCACGGAGGGGGCACAGGCCGCCCUCGUGCCAAUCCUGUGAAAUUAGACCCUCCCUCACCCUUGUGGUCCCGAGACCAGAGACAGGGGGCCACAAAUUCCUGUCCCAGACAGAAGGCUGCACAAGGUCGGGCGGGGUAGGGGUGGGCAGGCGGCUCUGGGAGCUGAUCCCCAAGCCGUGGAGGACGGGGAUCCCGGCUGCCUCUGUCCAGGUAUCCCAGAGGCCCCUCAGGCCACCCUGCCACCCCACAGCCAAACGGAGCGUCGCCCCCAGCCCCAAGCCCCCUUCCUGGUUCCCUGGUGCUCCAGCCCCCAAGCCGAGUUCUGGAAAAGAUCCCAUUCAACCUCUGUCCCCAACAACAGGCCCCUGCAAGGGACAUGCACCACUUUGUGCGACAGGUACAUACAGCCUGGCCACAAAGUUUAAGCCAGCUUCUUGGGACCUGCCCACGGUGUGGGUGGAAUGUCCCCAUCCCCCUGCCCCCAGGCUCCCAGAGGAGCCUCAGCCGUGCCUGCGCCUGAUUCCCUGUGCUCUUCUGAGGCCUGGGAGUCCAGGACCGGCUGGAGGGGAAGGCCCGAGCCAGGGCGGCUGGCCCCAUAAAGCUGCUGACCGUGAUCCCUAUGGAGCAGAGGGGGCUCCAGAGAAGUGUCACGGGACCUGCUCUCAGGGAGAGCCAUGCGGGAUGCUGCCAGGGCCCUGGGAGGGUCUGUGUCCCAGCCACAGGCCAGCACCCUGCCCGACCCUGCUCAGCCUUCUCAUGCACAAACAGGACGGAGGAGAUGGGCAGUGGCUCGGUCCCUCCCUGUUCCCUCACUCAUCCACUCCCACACUCGGGCAGUCACUGACUGCGGUCCUGGCCCUGGGGGCCAGCCCUGCAUCAGCAGGAGCCAGGCUUGCACAGAUGAUGAGGGGGCUGUUACAGAAUGGAGAUGCUGACACCACUGCCGGGGCAGGGGCAGGUGGGGUGACAUUGACCCCUGGGAGUGGGUGCAGGAUGCCGACCUGCUCCGCACUCCGGCUCUUGGGUGCACAAACCUGGGAAAACAGACUCAGGGAUGAUGGCUUUGAGCCAUGAAGUGAUGCCCAACGGGCCCCACGCCAUCAGAUGUCAGCCUGACACGUGGACAAACAGAUCAGGGCAGAGGACCCGUUGUAACCCGCUGCCUCUCUCUGCCCUGUUUCUCUGGCUCCCUCUCCUCUCUCUCUCCCUCCCUCUCUCUGUGUCCCCCUCUUGUGCUUCUCUGCCUCUCACUCAUCUUUUGUCUCUAUUUUUAACUCCGGCAGGCCAUGGGAACUCUCUCACUUCCGGGGGGGGGGGACGCCUUCUGAGCCGGCCCCGAGAUGGGCAUGAGCAUUUCUCAGUAAACACAAAGAAAAUCACAAAAGCUGGCUUCUGCUCCAGGUUCAGGCAUGGCAGGGAAAAGGGCGCACAUGAAGCAGAAAGAAGAGGGAGAAAGAGGAUGUGUGUUGGGAACGGGGACCAGUUCAUAGCCGUCACCCCAACCGGCAGCUUUAGAGGGGGAUCUCCAGGGGCCCUCCUGCUCCAGGCUCCCCCCUCCAUGCCCCGGCUCCCCUCCAGACACCGGCUGUCCCUGCUGCCUGUGGCCCCCUGUCCCCGCAGUGGGUACCUGGACCCCCUCCUUGGCAUGGAGCUGGGGCUCCCCUGGGAACGCUGGCUCACCCAGAAGGGUGCAGACCUAGGCAGGCAGGGGCGCUGCGAGGCCCCGGGAAAGGAAGGCCCAGCUGGUCUGAAGUCUGGGGGGGGGGGCUGCUUCCAGGUCUGACCCCCCGUCAGCCUCCGCUCCCUGGGGCACUUUCCCGCCUGGGGGGCAAAGCUGCAAGGGUGUGACCUGAGGGCGGGGUCUCUCCAGAGCACUGGCCACUGCAUCUGGAGGCCCCCGGCAGGAGGACGGUCCAGGCGGAGGGCGUGGCCUUCUCCCCUCCCAGGACCCACUGGGUGUCCCUGGUGCCCCUGGAGACCGCGGGGGCACUGGGGAUGGGGACUUACAGGGGCGUUGUUGCUUGUUGCGGGGCGGGGAGGGGGGAUUGAGCUGCCCAGAGUCAGGCCCGAGGUCAGGUCCUGGUGACAUCCUGAUGGCUCAGGGCUCACAAAUGCCAUUCCUUUUGUCCUCCUGCUGCUGUUCCCACCUCCCACCCCCUUCACCUGGAGCCCAAAUCCUCCUGGUCUUCAAGCCCAGCUCCAGUGUCACUUUGAGCAACUUUGUGGCCACCUGUGACUUCCUUCCACUGCAAGUUUUUUGUUUUGGUUUGUUUUGGGUUUUUUUUUUUUACUGUGUCUGAGACACACAGAAUUUCCUGAUCAAACUCGGGCCACAGCAGUGACCCAAGCCACUGCAGUGACGAAUGCCAGGUCCUUAGCCCUCUGAGCCACCAGGGAACUCCCCCUGCAAGUACUUGUCUGCUCUGAAUCUCAAGGACUCGGAGCAUAUCUCCUGGCCACCCACAAAGCUGGCUCCCCAUCCAUCCCCAGGACCAGGGCUGAAGGGAGUGAGAUAGAUGGGGAGCAGUGGAAACAGAGAUGGGGAGACUCAGACCCCCUGGCCAAUCCCCCACCACCCAGUGAAGGCUGCACACAGAGGCUCCGUGACUCAGAGGAGGGGCUGACCCUUGUCCAGCCCCUACUGGGCACCAGGAACAGGCCUGGAUAGUUCACACCCAUGAGCCCUCAAGUCCUUGGGCAAUCCCGGGAUUAGCCCCAUUUCGCAGAUGAAGCCAUGCAGACGGGGCAAGUACCACCUGGGAA
Molecule: messenger RNA, 5425 nt
Organism: Sus scrofa (pig)
Lineage: Eukaryota; Metazoa; Chordata; Mammalia; Artiodactyla; Suidae
Gene: UPK3BL2
Product: uroplakin 3B like 2
Biological process (GO): response to oxidative stress
Cellular component (GO): membrane
Molecular function (GO): heme binding; peroxidase activity
Source: RefSeq, a predicted model, not a curated record